Dipodomys ordii (Ord's kangaroo rat) is the source of this 1383-nucleotide messenger RNA. RefSeq names its product keratin 28, type I (gene Krt28). Gene Ontology annotation, molecular function: structural molecule activity. Gene Ontology annotation, biological process: hair follicle morphogenesis; intermediate filament organization. The transcript is spliced from 10 exons. The record is from RefSeq and is a predicted model, not a curated record. The coding region runs from base 1 to 1383 and encodes 460 amino acids. Lineage: Eukaryota; Metazoa; Chordata; Mammalia; Rodentia; Heteromyidae.
AUGUCCCUCCGGUGUUCUGGCGAAUCUAGGCAUGUGGGCUUCCAGUCUCCAGCUGCAGCCGCCAGACCACCCAGCAGAGGAGCAAGCUUUGGAGGCAGCAGCACCUAUGGUAGCUCGGUUGCCACGAGUGGAUUUUCCUGUGGUUUGGGCACAGGCCUGGGCAGCGUUGCUGGUGGUAGUGGUACCCUUGGAAACGCUGCGUGUGCUGGCCUUGCUGGAAGCGAGGGAGGCCUCCUGUCUGGCAAUGAGAAGAUGACCAUGCAAAACCUCAACAACCGGCUAGCCUCUUACCUGGAUAGUGUGAAGGCUCUUGAGGAGGCCAACGCAGACCUGGAGAAAAAAAUCAAGAGUUGGUAUGAAAAAUAUGGACCUGGCUCCUGCCGCGGGCUGGAUCAUGACUACAGUGUCUAUCACCUCACAAUUGAGGAUCUGAAAAGCAAGAUUAUCGCUUCCACAGCUGCAAAUGCGAAUGUAAUUCUGCAAAUUGAUAAUGCCAGGCUGGCGGCAGAUGACUUCCGACUAAAGUAUGAAAAUGAGCUUUCCCUUCACCAGAAUGUAGAGAUGGACAUCAAUGGGUUGCGACGCGUCCUGGACGAGCUAACCCUCUGCAAGACUGACCAGGAGCUGCAGUACGAGUCUCUGAGUGAGGAGAUGACGUACCUCAAGAAGAACCAUGAAGAGGAGAUGAAGGCGCUGCAGUGCGCGGCGGGAGGCAACGUGAACGUGGAGAUGAACGCGGCGCCCGGGGUGGACCUCACGGUGCUGCUCAACAACAUGCGGGCCGAGUACGAGGCCCUGGCCGAGCAGAACCGCAGGGAGGCCGAGGCCUGGUUCCAGGAGAAGAGCGCCUCGCUGCAGCAGCAGAUCUUCGACGACGCAGGCGCCGCCAGCUCCGCCAGGGCGCAGCUGACCGAGAUGAAGCGCACGAUGCAGACGCUGGAGAUCGAGCUGCAGUCCCUCCUGGCGACGGUAGUGUCCUGGAAAGGGAGACUGGUUUUUACCCACGGACAGUGUGUACAUCUUAACCAGAUCCAGGCUCAGAUCGGGGCCCUGGAGGAGCAGCUGCACCAGGUCAGGACCGAGACUGAGGGCCAGAAGCUGGAGCAUGAGCAACUGUUGGAUAUCAAGGCCCACCUGGAGAAGGAGAUUGAGACCUACUGCCGCCUGAUAGAUGGAGAUGGAAAUUCGUGCUCCAAAUCGAAAGGCUUUGGUUCAGAUAGCUCAGGGAAUCCACCUAAAGAUUCGCCCAAAACCACACUGGUAAAGACUGUGGUGGAAGAGAUAGAUCAACGUGGUAAAGUUCUGUCAUCAAGGAUCCAAUCUAUUGAGGAAAAGACAUCUAAAAUGACAAAUGGCAAGACAGAAAAGAAAACACCCUUCUAG